Aspergillus glaucus CBS 516.65 is the source of this 1464-nucleotide messenger RNA. RefSeq lists its product as uncharacterized. Gene Ontology annotation, cellular component: site of double-strand break; nucleus. The coding region runs from base 1 to 1464 and encodes 487 amino acids. Gene Ontology annotation, biological process: double-strand break repair. Lineage: Eukaryota; Fungi; Ascomycota; Eurotiomycetes; Eurotiales; Aspergillaceae. The record is from RefSeq and is a predicted model, not a curated record. The transcript has 2 exons.
AUGGUCUCCAGCUCUCCCAGCUUGACCGUGCCUUUAACUCAAUCUACCGCGCAGGUCUUCAAAUUCCGAUGCUUGUUCACCCACGAUCUCCGCCGCAAAGCCAAACGUUGGCAAGAUGGCUUCGUUCGCUACCACACCUUCAACAAACGCGUUAUGGUCUUCGAUGACCAGGGGAAUUUCGUCGGCGAUUUACAUUGGCGACAAGAGGAGACGAUUCAGGAUGGGGAUGAGUUGGAGUUGGAUAAAGGCGUGUUGAUUCAGGUCGGGGAAUCCAUGGAGAAAACCGAGACGGAUUUGUCGCCCUUGUUCGAGAGGAGGAAAGCCAGUCAGACUUCGCCGUCGCAGCCGUCGCAGUCGCAAACGAGGAAUUUUCCGACGCGAUCGUCGCAGCCGUCUUCGCAGUCAUCGCGGUCUUUGAACGAUCUCCUGGGGAUUAGGCGGACUCCGAUUGAACGGUUCAGAUCGCCCUCCGAACGUCCCCCACCACGACCGGUUGAAAUACCAGAGGGAUCCAGACCCGCGAAGCGACAAAAAACAGUCCCUUCACAUCCUCCACAGCGCUCGCCUGUGAUCGACCUGUCUGAACCGUCUUCCGUCCGGGCGCCGGCCAAAGAACCAACUACAAAACCGACUUCACGACCUGAGCGCGCACAACCUCCACACCCGCGGCCUGCAGCUCCCGCCCGACCUACACCUACACCAUCCACGUCCAAUGAUACCAGAUCCAAACCGGAGCAGACGCAGCAAAGACCAUCUGAAAAUGCACUACCUUCCACGCACUUCUCAUUCUCCAGCAGUUCGUCAUCAACUCCCCGGAAUACGCUCCAGCUGUCUAGAGAAAAGCCGCGUAAAAAGUUAAUGUACUGUGCGCUGUUACCCGGCCAAACCAACACGUCGGAAACGGGAUCGGACAGAACCAGCCCUCAGUCGGAGCAAAGAGAGCCACAGGGGGCACCAAAACCCGUGGCUCCGGAUCCGGUCCCCACUGAUGUGCAAAUGACAUCGGGCGAUUCUACUCUUGAUGUCCUGGCUGAGAUGAUAGAAGACUCGCCUUUUGAAUCGGAUGUCGAAGAAACCAAUGCUGUAAAAGAGUCUUCUUCAAAUCAAGCAACCAAACCAGCACCUCUUCCCAACAAACCUCCACGACCAGCUCCACCAGAUCCAUGUCCGGAAUUUCCCCCUGCUGCAGUCAACCACGCUGCGCGCUCCCAAGGCAUCCCACCAGCACCCGCCAAACAAUCUUCACGUGGUUUCCAGAAAUCCUAUUCAGAUCCUGCUGCCUUUCACACCGUCAAUAGCAUCCAAUCACGCCAAUUGCCCUCGAGUACACUCGAUCUGCUCGUAGAAGAGGAUUCAGACGAAGAAGAGCAGACACAGGACCGUGUCCAAGAACAGGGACCAUGGACGGUUGAGGCGCUGGAUCUGUUUGAUUUCUGGCCGCCGGAAAGGCCGAAGCCUGUUUAA